This is a messenger RNA of Anopheles funestus (African malaria mosquito), 3235 nucleotides long. RefSeq names its product mucin-5AC-like. The coding region runs from base 356 to 2020 and encodes 554 amino acids. The record is from RefSeq and is a predicted model, not a curated record. The transcript has 2 exons. Lineage: Eukaryota; Metazoa; Arthropoda; Insecta; Diptera; Culicidae.
GCCUGCAUAUCGACUUUGACAAAUUACAAAAAAUCGGAUCGUUGAGCAGAGCGGACGGAGCGUUGCUGUGCGUGCGUGCGUUUAAAGCUAAUCUUUUGUUCGUCUCAAACACUUUGCAGUACGCGUUUCAGCUGAAAAUUACUACAUUUGAUUGGUCGUGUUUGUUGUCUAAAUCGUUCGUUCGAGCCAACUGCCGUAAAACAGUUUUCGUCUAGUAAUCGAACUCGCGCGUCUUUUCCGUGUGUUGCCCGUUUGUCUUCCCGUGGUGUUACCGGUUUGAUUUCGCUUGCGAUAGUGUGAGGAAAACAGAAAGCUCUCAUUGUCCAUUGAAAUCCACCAAAGCCAACUGAAAAUAAUGUCGCUGCAAGUGUCCAAUCAAAACCCGUCCGGACGUCGUACGCCACAGGUGUACCAAGGAUUUGGUGGUGUGGUAACAGCACCUAACGUAACCACAACGCCAACGGCCACUAACGGUGGUGGUCCAGGCAAUGCUCCCGGUAGUGGAUCCGUUGGCCGACCGGCAAAAGGAAACAAUAAACAGUCACAGAUCCCUGUCGCAAUCGGUAGCAUGGUCGGUACACCAUCGAACAUCGAAACGGCUGCACCACAGACAGCCGUGGUACAUCCCGGUACUGCCGGUACUACCGAUGCCUCACCCGGGAAAAAACAGAUGCAAUCAGAUCAUUUAUAUGGCAUGAAACAACAAGGUACAUCGAUGACGAUGGUCCCUGCACCGGCACCUGCCGGGGCAAACCGCUCAACCACAAAUGGAUCCCAACCGGGCGGGAACGAAAAGGCACGCAAGAGCUCCACCAGUGGAGAAGGCAUGGGUGCGAAAAAGGUAGAACCAGCAACGACACAGCUUCCAGUGAUUGGUGAGACUGGUACUGCAAAGGGACGGGCACCAACAAACGCUCGUAAUCAGCAAAAGCAAUCCUCGGAUGAAGGUGCCACAGCGAAAGGAUCGGAGCAGCAGCCAAAAUCGGAGAAGAAGGUCACUGCUGAGUUUGAAAACUCGCUCCUCGCGGAAAAAUCACUCAAAGGAUUCGGCUCGGACGGUGAGGAGAUGGAUUCGCUUUUGCUGGAGCCGUGGGAUUUGGAAGACACACAAUCGCUAGCCCGCUCGAUUGGGGGAAAAUCCAAGAUGCAGAAGGCGGCUCCACAGGCACAGGCACGCGUCAGUCCAUUCAAGGCGGGUGGAAAACCGCAAACCAAACAGGAUACUGCUGCUGCUGCUGCUGCUGCUGACAAGGAAGCAGCCAACAGUCAGAACAAGAACGCACACGCAACCGAAUCGGAAGGUGAAAAGAAUCGUUCACCUAAAGCGACUCCGAAAGCUGCCGAAGCCGAUGCUCCAUCUACACCGACUAAUGUUGGCGAUAGCGAUUCGUUGAUCGGACGCCCGCUACGUUCCAUAUCCGGCCGUCGCUCGACUCGCCCGAUUGCGGACAUCAAGUUUACGCAUCAUCGUCGUUCGGCCGCUAACGAUUCGAUUUCCAGCAUGAACGUUACGAUCGGUUCGGAAGUUGGAAAUGACAGUCUGCUGUUGCGUACGCCAGGAUCAGCAUCGCGCAAACGCAAAGAUAUGACGCCUGAAUCGACUUCCGAUGAUGCUGCGGUGGUUGAGAGCCCGAAACGAGCUCGGCUCGAUUUUACCGGCUUGCUCGGCAUGGUUGCCACACCGGUAACGAUGCUGAAGAAUCGACUGUCACGUGUCAAGCUGCACAGUACACCACGCUCGCUGGCCGUUGACGAAGAGGACGCCUCGAAGGUGGUUACGGCGGAAGCGACCACCACAACUACCACCAACAUGUCGACCGAGGAGAAGGAAGGUGAUGUUGCUGGCAAAGCAAUGGAGGUAGAUGUGGCCGAAAAGGAAAAACCUGACGAAGCCGGUCAGGCGGCAGUCUCCGAAAAGGAUGCCGAGGGAUCGUCCGCCACCACCGUCGUUGAUGAUGAGGUUGAGGUGAAGAUCGUCACCGAUCAACAGCAGCAAAAGCAGUGGUGUAGUAUUAUGUAAGGCUAAAAUGGCAUAUGUAUCCAUGUAAUCGCAACCAGAUUGGGCUCUGUCUACCGUUCCAACACGAUUUAAAUCUCCUUCAUCCCUACCUGCCCCAUCCUGUCUCCUUAUAAUCCCCCACCAUACGCCCCGGUGUGAUGCAUUUGUAUUUGUAUCUGUAUCCUUUGUCCUGUUUUUUUUAACGAAAAGGAAAACACACUCUUCCCCCAGGAAUCGUCAACGUUCGAUUUUUCGGGAAGUGUAAAUCGGUACAUAAUUAUACUUCGCGUCGUAGGUGCGGUUCACAAAUUUAUCACAAAUAUUCUUUUAUUUACAUGUAGAUGUAGCAUGUAUACGUUUUUUUCUGUUUCUAAGACCAUUUCACACUUGGAAUAGACUGUCGACAGCAGGGAGAAAAAGGAUAUGCGUUUAAGUUUUUUUUGUUUUCACCCAUUUGCAAACGGAAAAUGUUUUGCUAAACAAACGUUACGAUCAUCACUAUCUCUGUACAUCAUCCUCGGCACAUGGUUCUGUCGAUGAAUGUGUUGUUGGAUGGUUUUUUGGUUUAAUCCCGUCUCAUAACCGAUGUCUAGUGCGCGUGGAUUUAGUGAAAGAUUAGGAAUAAAAGCAAUUUUUAUGUACGGCAGGAGAUUGGAUGAUUUCGUUUUAUUAAAAAUCGGAAAUAUAAUAUUUGUUUUUUCGUUUUUGUGUUUUCACCAAUCAUCUCUCUACUCUCUACCCCAGCAAAUAUGUAGCAACUAAUGGACGCGCGUGUGCCGUCCGUCUUCCCCCUUAAGCAGAAACAAAUUAGUAUGUAGUGCAAGUGUGUUCUCUCUAAUCGCAAAAAAGGAAUGCAUGUUUAGGUGGCAUAAUGAGUUUUACUGUGUACACCGGAUAGGAUUAUUUUUAGUGGAUGUAACGUGAACAUGAAUUUUGCACCGAUAAGAUGGAAACCACUGUAAACGUGUGAAGGUUGUGUAAGGUGACAACAUUUACUCCUCUCUACUGUAAAUGUCUGGUGAAAGAACUCAAAUUUGACCACACAAACAACAAGUACGAUAAACACAUAUCACACAACCCAAAAAAAUACAAAACAAAAGGUGCAACAAAUCAAAUUCACAAAGCAAACAAAAAAAACUAUUUUUAAUUCUGUAAAACACCAACUCAUUUACGGACAAAAGUGAAAUAAAUCAAUCUCAACUGUUUUAUGGAAACGUUUUUAAUUUGGAAAACGAA